Sarcophilus harrisii (Tasmanian devil) is the source of this 6243-nucleotide messenger RNA. It is a transcript of the gene TTC6, whose product is annotated as tetratricopeptide repeat domain 6. Gene Ontology annotation, molecular function: protein binding. The coding region runs from base 78 to 5828 and encodes 1916 amino acids. NCBI's taxonomy places the organism in Eukaryota, Metazoa, Chordata, Mammalia, Dasyuromorphia, Dasyuridae. The record is from RefSeq and is a predicted model, not a curated record. The transcript has 32 exons.
CAAGAGCAAACAUGGAAACCCAGCUUUGACAAUGAGUCUACAACACUUUCCUCUAAACUACACUGUCUUAAAAAGCCAUGUAUAACAAAAUGUCUAGGGUGCCGAGGCAUUUUGGACUAAGCUAUGAUGAAGAAUUGAAGAUGCUGAAGGAACUUGAGAAGGUUCGAAAACAAACUAGGGAAGAUUUCCUUAAAUUCAAGCUGGUGCAGAAAUCGAAAUCAAAGCGGAGUCUGCUACCCUUUUCAGCUCUACCAAGAGGUUUUAAUAAUUACUCUUCCCAGAGUUCAGAUAGUUCAUACCAAACAAUCGCUAAAGAUAAGUUUGUUCCACCUGAACUGUACUCUUCUGUACCUCAAGACAAAGAAAAACAAAGUCAUGAUCUCAGAAGGAAGAUUCAAGGAAGUAAACUACCCUUCAAAAAAAGCAGAAAGAUGACAUCACUUGCUGAUAGACCUGGACACCAGCCGUUAUGCCUCAAAGAAUUUUAUUUGAAAAAUACUGUUAACAUUUAUCAGCGUUCAAAGGAAAAACCAGUGAUUGCCUCAUUAGCCGGCACUUCUAAACAAGCAAUUUUAUUUAAGCAGCCAGCCCCUCCUCGCAAGUCUAGAUACCGACGAGUUAUUUUUCGGAGAAAGUCGCCAAUCUUUGAGUUCCCUUGUGCUUCGAGAAAAAGCGUCAGAAAAAGUGAACCACCUUCUCUUCCAGAAUCAUAUCGUACUGAAGAAAUCAUAAGUAAGGAACCUAUGACAAGUGAGCAAGAGGCUGAAAAGAUAUCUCUGAGAAAAAGAAGAUGGGUGGGACCUCGUAAAGAAGGUAUUUCUUACAGUUUUCUGACUGAGAAGAAAAGGAAAAAAAGUCUCAUCUCUAGCGCUGUAGUAGACGUCCAAAUGCAGGAGUUGCCAGAGACAGAAGUUCCAACAAUAGAAAAGGAGGAACCCCAAGAAGAGGAGCCCGAAAAAAAAAUACCCUCAAAGCCUUUGUCAAUGAAAGACAUCCCAAGGUCUAUUGAGGAAAUAAUUGACUCCCUUCAAUCUGAACGCCAGUCGGCAGUGGACAAGAUGAUCAAAGAUCUCAUAGAGAGUGUCCUUGGCCAAAACUACAACAUUAAAAUGGAAGAGGUAUCUUUAAUUACGAAGUAUCAAGAAAAGGAUAAAGAAGCAGCAGCAGCAACAGAAGAGUCAGAAGACAAAGAAAGUACUGCAGAAGUUCUAGUGCCGCCAGAGAAAAUUGAAAGAAUGGCUGAAGAUGAGCUAAGUUCUCUACAAACUGACUACGAACUUGAUGUAGAAGAGCCAAAAGCUGAGCGAGAACAUGUGGAACUUCUUCAGACUGUUUUAGAUACCAAGAUUCUGAGUGAACUACCUACACUAUUGGAUACUACACAGAAUAAAUUACCAAAAUGGAUACCUGGUCCUUUCCAGGUUUCUCAUUUAGAAUCUUUGAAAAUAACAGGAAAGACAGCUAUGGCAUCCCCAAGAGCCAAACCAAAAAGUCAAAUAAGAAGAUUCCCUGCAGAGGUCUCACAGAUUUCCAAAGCAACUUCAAAGAUUCCACAUAAGCAGUCUAUUCAUACUCUUCAUAAACUAUGUAUUGCUGCCCCAGAAUUUGUGUUACCUACUGAUUUACAACUGGCUUCUAAGAUAUAUCACACUAAAGACAAAGCAGGCCACGAUACUUUUCUUAGAAGGGAUAAAAGAGACUCUGCAGAUGAUUCUAUUAGGAAUGAAAAAGAAAAAAACAGAAUACUCUAUGGAAUUUCUACUACAGAACCUGAGGAUAAUAUUUGUCCAGAAACAUCAACAAAUUUAGUUAAAUGGAAAAAAACUGAUGAAAAACCAUCUCUUCAUCUCUCUGGAGAAGAAGUAUCCAUGUAUCCAGGAUCUGUGAAAAUGUUUUGGGUUCCAGCUCCCCCAAAGUUUUCUGCUCCAGUCUCUCUUAUAAGGCAAACCUUAUACCCACAGUAUGAGAGUAGUUGUACAUUUAAAUAUGUGGUGGAAAAGCAGUUUUCUGAGAGUCAAGAGAGUUUUUUGUCAAAGAAAAGACAUAAAAAGAUUGAACUGCCAAAGAUGAGAGUCAGAAAAAGUAAAUCUUUCUCAAAUUUCCAGAAGAUUACUGAAGGAGAAGCUGAGAAAAGUCCUAAGAGAUCAACAUCUGCAUUUAAUUUUACUAUGCAAAGAGAUUCAAUAUUACCAAUGAUACCAGAUGAUCUGCAAAGUAACAUGAAUGAAAUAAGGAUUCUGCAAGAGCACGUUUUAAACACUAUGGCUUAUGAAACAAACAAAGACAUUACUGCUGAUGAAAAUUUGAAUGUGACUGAACCUUCACAUUUACAAAAUGAGUUAAUCCAGCCCAGUGAACAAAAGGAAACUAUUCAACUAGAACCAGCUCGAAAAACAAGAACUAGUUACAUUCUUUUUCCUAAGAGAAAAAGGAGGAAAUUAAGGAAAAAGCUGAAUAUUGAAAAAAUAAAUUCAGUGCUUAAAGAAUUAUCAAAGCCUCCAAAGACUCUUGAAAGAUCAAAAUCUCUUGUCAUUCUUCGGGAACAGAAGAAAUUUUUUCUCCAUGUGCCUAUAUAUUUUCGUCGAAGUCGCUGCCCUAGUCUGCCUGCUGUGUUAAAUUUUAAUGAAUUUGUCCAGAAGCAUGGUGGAAUUCCAAAAAACAAAGACCCUCAGCAAUGGGUUUUGGACUUCUGGGUUCAAGAAUUACAAGACACACUUCCAACUAAAGAAUCAGAACAUGUUGAGAAGGAAAUCAUUCAAAUUCCCAUUGAGCCAGUCAAACCUCCAGAAGAAAAAAAAAUUCUAAAAAUAGAAUUAGAUGAUUUCUCAAAUCCAGGACUCUCUGAGGAGGAUAAAAAGCAUUUAGAGUGUGAAAUAGAGAACCUGACUGAAGAAAUAAAAGAGAAAAAGAAAAUGGCUGCUUUGCUAUAUUGCCGACGUGGAGCUAUUUAUAGGAAGUUAGGCAAAUUAAAGAAGGCCUUGAAUGAUCUACAAGAGGCUAUAUUCUUAGAACCUCUGUUACUUAAUGCUUACUGGCACCGACAUUUCAUAUACCUUUUCCUAGACAGAACUGCUGAUGCUUUAGAUGACUUAAAUUAUAUAACUAAAUAUAAUAAAAAUAACGCAGAUGUCUAUUUAUCAAAGGCUGAAAUUUUCAGGAAAAAAGGUAAUUUUACAUUGACACUGCUAAAUUAUACCCAAGCAAUUAAGUGUAGGCCUACAGAUGAUGACAUCUAUUUCAAGAGAGCUGAGAUGCUUGGUAUAGAAAACAAAUUACUGGCCAUGGGUGAUUAUUCCAAAUGUAUUUAUUUUAAUCCUGAAAGAACAGAUGCUUUAUUAAAACGUGGCCUAUAUAAUUUUGAAAGUUCCAAUUGGGCUGCAGCUAUUCAAGAUUUUUCCACUUUGUUGAAAUUUGACUACAAAAAUGUUCAUGCAAGGACAUUUCGUGGCAGAGCUUUUUUUAAAAAAGGCCAGUAUAGAGAAGCAACUGAAGAUCUUUCGGCUGCAAUUCAUUUAGAUCCUAAUAAUUGGUUAGCAUUCUAUUAUAGAGCCUGCAUAUUGAGAAAGAGUAACCAAAAUCGAUCUCUUCAGGAUUUCAGCGUGUCAGUACUCAUCAAUGAUACUAUUGACAAUCUUCCUGCUUUUCUACAUCGUGGCAUCUUAUAUGCAGAAAUGAGUCGUUGGGGACUGGCAGUUGCUGAUUUUGAAAGUGUACUUGAUCUAGACAGAAGCAUAAUUUUUGCUUAUAUAAAUAUUGGCAUCAUAUACCUGUUGCAUAUGGACAAGUACUUUGAAGCAAUUCAGAAGUUUACAGAGGCUAUUCAAGUUGAUCCUUUAUGUAUUCAAAGCUAUCUUUGUCGGGCAGAAACUUAUCAUAAGAUACAUAAAUUACCACAAGCAGUGAGAGAUAUGUCUCGAGCUAUCCACCUCCAACCAGAUGGAAUCCAGUUGUAUAUAAUGAGAGGACGCUAUCUACUUGAGAUGAAGCGGUAUGAUCUUGCAAAGUCCACUAUUUUCCAAGUAGCACGAAUGAACAAAGGUUCCUUUGAGUUGUCUCCUAUUCAACAAUCAUUGGUUUUUUCCUUUUGUAAUCAACACAAAGAAGCUCUAAAAAUCUUAUUUUCAGUCACAUUGUGUAGGCCAGAGCCUGCCAUUUAUAUGCUAUUAGGAAAAGCCCAAAUGAAGGCUAAAAAAAUACAGAAUGCUGUGAUAACUUUUAAAAGAGCUUUGGAUGCAAUAUCUCCUACAGAUAAGACACCAAAGGGAUCAUUUCUACAAGCAGAAUGUCACUAUCACUUAGGUCUUUGUUACAUGGAAGAAGAUUUUUUCCAAAUGGCCUUUGACUCUUUUAACAAAGCAGUGAAAGCAUAUCCUGAAUAUGCUGAGGCCUUUUAUCAACGAGGCCUUUGUAAAGUAAAACUUCAGAAGGAUAAAAGUGUGCUGGAUUUCAAUCGAGCAAUUACCAUUGAUCCAAAGCAUUAUCAGGCAUAUAUAAGUCGUGCAGCUUUCUAUGGACUGAAAGGGAGAUAUUCCAAAGCAAUUUUGAACUGUAAUGAAGCAAUCAGAAUUUUUCCUAACAGCGUGAGAGCCUUUCUAUAUAGAGGAGUUUUGAAAUUCUACAACAAGACUUACAAGCUUGCAAUUAAAGAUUUAAAUAUAGCUAUCGCCAUGAACAAAGCCUGUUUUCUGGCAUUUUAUAACAGAGCAAUAUGCUACAACAAAAUAAAGGAAUUUCAUUUGGCUUUAAAGGAUUAUGGAAUUGUUCUUCUUCUCAACGUGGGAGAUGACAUAAAGGCAAAAACUUUAAUUAAUCGUGGCUUAAUCUACACAGAACUGAAAAUGAUUGCUAAUGCAUUAGAGGAUUUUAAGGAAGCAGUGCAGAUAAAUAAAGAUGAUGCUAACCUGUUUCAAGCUGCUGGAAUUUGCCAUCACAGAAUGGGAGAGUUUGAAGAAGCUGUAUGUUCAUUCACUCGUGUCAUUGAACUCAAUCCUUUUUUUGUGGACGCAUAUGUUGGUCGGGGAAAUUCUUACAUGGAAUAUGGUCAUGAAGUAGCUGAUAAACAAGCACAAAAGGACUUUAUAAAAGCCUUACAUUUCAAUCCAGCAUAUUCAAAAACCAGAAUUAGCCUUGGAUAUAAUUUACAGGCUCAAGGAAAAUUUCAAAAAGCUUGGAAUCACUUUACCAUUUGUAUGGAUAUUGAUCCAGGAAACUGCCUGGCAUAUGAAGGAAGAGGAAUAGUCUGUCUUCAGAUGGGCGAUAAUUUUGCUGCUAUUCAAGAUAUAAAUUCUGCUCUAAAGAUCACUAUUUCUGCAGAAUUUUUAACAAAUCGUGGUGUGAUUCAUGAAUUUAUGGGUGAACGGCAUAUUGCUAUGAAGGACUAUCAGGCUGCACUUUCUAUAAGCCCUGAAUAUUCUCUGGCUUAUUUUAAUGCAGGAAAUAUCUAUUUGCACCACAGGCAAUUUUCCCAGGCCAGUGAUUUCUACUCCAAGGCAUUGCAAUUUGACCCACUAAAUGAUUCUGCAGUUUUGAACCGAGCUAUCACAAAUAUAAUACUACAGAAAUUUGAAGAAGCAAAACAAGAUUUUAUAAAGGCAAUACAUCUCUGUCCUUUUUGGGCUGCAGUGUAUUAUAAUAAGGCACACUUAUACUACUGUUUACAACAAUAUGAGACAGCUGAAGAGGAUCUUAGUAAAGCUUUAUCAUUACAACCUAAUGAUCAUCUGGCAUAUAAACUUAGAGCAGACGUUCAUGGAAAAAUGGGUAUGAUGGAAGAAGCUUUGAAGGAUUACAACCAAUCACUCGACCUUCAAGAAUUUGCUAAAGUUUAGAUUAGGCAGUUUGAUUUGGCGAUGCAAAAUACCACAGAGAAACACCAGCCUUUCUUCUCUAAUCUAAAAUCUGUUUUUGAAAAAUAUGAAUUUGUAUCACUAUUGAGUGAUUUUUAAAUUUUCAUAUAAUUAUCAAAAUAAUUUGCAGCUUAAUAUUUAUUCCAUCCUUUGAUUUUUAAAUUACUAGAUUAUCAGUUACAUAUGUUUGUCAAGCCCAAAUAACUGAAUUCUUGAUGGCAUUUAAUUACUGCUCUGUCUUAAGAACACUAAAUUAUUGAAGAAUUAGGAAUUUAUUUUUAAAGCAGAAAUUUAACCUAUUAUACUUAACCAGUCAUAUGUCUGUAAGAAAAAAAAGUAUCAUAUCUUAAAGGAGCCAAAUAGUAAUAUUUUCACAAGAGUUUAAUUUCUCUUUAAA